AUGGCGGCCCGUCCUGGUAUUUCGAAGGCGCUAAUGGAUAUGAAGUUUAUGCAACGCACAAAGAAGAAGUUUGAAAUGAAAGAGGCACAGAAGAAGGAGCUGGCCGAGAAGAAGCGUCUCUUGGGCGAGGGACCCAGCCAAAAUGAAGUUGUCGUGAAACAAGAAGCCGAUGAAGCGCCACAAUAUGAAUUCGUACGUUCUUACGACCAGCUGGAGGAUUUGCGGUUUGGCCGUUUUUCAUUCAAAGGAUUUAACCCAGAAGUCGAGAAAUUAAUGAUAUUCCACGAAAGACUACGCAAGGGUCUUCCAACUGAGGAUUCGGAAGAAGAAGCUGAAGUGAAUAAUGCGGAAAUGGCGGAAGCGCUCGGAGGUUCUUUGCGGAAAAAGUUUCAAAAGAAGGGUGAGCGGACGCCUCAGGAAGAGACGACGCUUCGGGAUGAGACGGUUGGAAAGCCGUCUGGCCGCUUUUUCAACGAGAUUUGCCUUGACCCGAGUGGUUAUCCCCACAAUCCGAUGGUGAAUUCCGGGGCUAUCGGAGUCGCGUCUCUACUGCAGCCCGACCUCGACAUGGCCGACCGGUUUGAGCACGUGCUCACCGAGUACAAGGAAUUUGCCGGUGGCGAAGACGUCGGACCCUACGUACCCGCAGUUUCUUAUCCGAAAGAGCAACCGCCGACCGGAACUACGCGAUUGCCCACUUUU
Mesorhabditis spiculigera is the source of this 702-nucleotide messenger RNA. The record is from the annotation of a GenBank genome assembly. Lineage: Eukaryota; Metazoa; Nematoda; Chromadorea; Rhabditida; Rhabditidae.